GGAAGAUUUCGGACAGAUCACAUCCGGUGUAGAUCUUUCCCAUGUUUUGGCUCUGUUGCUUCUCAGUUUAGUUUCUACUUAAGUCUUUACCAGUUUCUUUAGUUAUUUCCAGCAGUCAUGUCUCGGGGAUCUAGUGCAGGGUUUGAUCGCCAUAUCACCAUCUUCUCUCCAGAAGGAAGACUCUACCAAGUCGAGUAUGCCUUCAAAGCCAUCAACCAGGGAGGACUGACCUCCGUAGCUAUCAGAGGGAAGGACUGUGUUGUGGUCGUCACACAAAAGAAAGUCCCAGACAAGCUGUUGGAUUCCCUGACAGUCACACAUAUGUACAGAAUUACAGAGAACAUUGGUUGUGUUAUGACCGGCAUGACUGCUGACAGCAGGUCUCAGGUGCAGAGGGCACGGUAUGAAGCAGCUAACUGGAUGUAUAAGUACGGCUAUGAGAUCCCUGUGGAUAUGUUGUGCAAACGCAUGGCGGACAUCUCCCAAGUCUACACACAGAACGCUGAGAUGAGGCCGCUAGGCUGCUGUAUGAUAGUGGUGGGACUGGAUGAAGAGUUGGGUCCGCAGCUGUAUAAGUGUGAUCCAGCCGGUUACUACUGUGGCUUUAAGGCCACAGCAGCUGGAGUCAAACAGACUGAGGCCACCAGCUACCUCGAGAAGAAAGUCAAGAAGAAACUGGAUUGGACCUAUCAGCAGACCAUAGAGACGGCUAUCUCAUGUAUGGCAACCGUUCUGUCCAUCGACUUCAAGCCCUCGGAGCUGGAGGUGGGAAUUAUCACUACAAAAGAAUCCGGAUUCAAGAUUCUGUCAGAGUCUGAGAUCGAUGUCCACCUGGUGGCUUUGUCUGAGAGGGAGUGAGGAGAGUUGGCCGCCAUUGUUGCUGACUCUGAAAAAGGAACCGCAACACCAGAAAACCCCCUCCUCCUCCUCCUCCUCCUCCUGCACAAAGUUCUCAUCCACAAGGAAGAUAAAGGAGGAGUUGGUAUCCUCUUGUUCCCAAAAGGUGGAGGUUGAGACAAACAAAAAAGAUGAACAGUUAUUACCAGGUGGGUAGAACAUGUUACCCAUCUGCACCUCCCCCUCCUCCAUCCUCUCUGGUUGUACCAGGACCUGACUGGACACAAUAUUCUCCACAUGUCGACCCCCCCCCCCUGCCUUUUCCUUCGAACCACACUGACACAUCCUCACUGCAGGCCGCUGCCAAAUGUCACAGAGCCUGGAAAGAUGCUGAACAUCAGUCCCACCAUAUGACACAUCAGUCUAUAGCUCCUCCUUUCUCUGGAUGGAGGCCAAAUGACUUCAGUUGAUGAGUGUGACAUGAGCAGAUUGGAAAGAUGAGGGUGUGGUAACCCCACCACCACAACGACAGCACAAUUACCUCUUAAUACCUCUCACUAUUAUGAUCCUUUAGCUUCUUGAGUCGCUGUAUUUCAACAGUGCUUCCGAUCUUUACUCAGGGCUGCCACAACAUUUUAUGAAUCUGAUUUAAAGUGUCCCCUCUCUCCACUGUCUGUAGUUCCAGGAUGAUGUUUAUGCUCUGAUGUACUCUGCUGUGGGAAUUCUCCCAUUUACGACGGUCAUUACUGUCACACCCUUGUUUAGGUCUGCUCAGGUCAACGUCAACACAAAGUCGCAAACUAUUGACUUCUCUCCACUUGUGUCUCGAUCCCCCUCCCCUCUGCUGCCAUUGUUGUACAUUGCACUUCUAAUAAACACAAUGUUUUUAUCGAA
Molecule: messenger RNA, 1731 nt
Organism: Cottoperca gobio
Lineage: Eukaryota; Metazoa; Chordata; Actinopteri; Perciformes; Bovichtidae
Gene: psma6a
Product: proteasome 20S subunit alpha 6a
Exons: 7
Coding region: 118-858 (246 amino acids)
Biological process (GO): ubiquitin-dependent protein catabolic process
Cellular component (GO): proteasome core complex, alpha-subunit complex; proteasome core complex
Source: RefSeq, a predicted model, not a curated record